AUGCUCUCGAAUAUAUAUCGUCAACAUACAGAAUAUGUCUCAGUUUUGAAACAAAAACAAGAAAAGAAAAAGAAAGAAUUACUUACAUCAACCGAACAAUUAACUCGUCAUGUACUAGAUGGACUUAAUAAUGAUGUUUCUGAAUGUUAUAAAAAUCAAAAACGUAUUGAUCAUGCAUGUAAACAAUUGACAACACAAUCAAAUCAACUUGCAAAACAAUCUCAAGCAUGGAUAACACUUAUCGGACAAUUUACUGAUGCACUUAAAGAAUUAGGUGAUGUUGAAAAUUAUUCAAAAAUAAUUGAACGAGAAUGUUUAUCGAUUACAAAUAUAUUAGCUACUGUACAUCAAGAUAUGACUAAAAAUCGACAACAAAUAGAUGAUAACAACCCUCAAGAUUCUUCAAAUCCAUCUGAAUAA
Molecule: messenger RNA, 420 nt
Organism: Rotaria sordida
Lineage: Eukaryota; Metazoa; Rotifera; Eurotatoria; Philodinida; Philodinidae
Source: the annotation of a GenBank genome assembly